AUGUCUGAAAAGAUCUUAAUGGCUGCUUCCAUGGCUGCUCUGGUCUGUCAUCCCAGUUCCUCCAUUAAAUGCUUUAAACCCAAACCAAAACCAUCUCCCUCACAAAGAGAAAAUACAUCAAAAUCCAACACCAAAAAGGAUGUUUGGACCUGUUCUUCACUUCCUAAAACCUUUGUUUUUUCAUCUUGUUCCAACAUGAACGCAACAUUAACACACCUAAAUCGUGUCCCUUCAACGAGCAGAACGGAUUCGUGUCUGGUUUCGAACCUCUGCCAAAAGGACCCGGCUUUUCGAGUCGUUGAAGCCAUGUUCGAUUCUGGUUGGGACGGUAAAGCCGGGCCCAAAAUCGAGAAAAUAUUGAAGAUCAAUCAUAACAUCGGUGUUCUCAAGAGGUUUGAAGAGUAUAUGGAGAUUACUAAAUCCAAGUCUGCAAAUAUUUCUCGGAAAUUGGCUGUUGAUGGCAAUGAACUGUUGAGGUUCCAUGGUGCCACUGUUACUUGUUCCUUAGGUAACAAUGAGUUGUCAAGGAUUUGUAGCAAGGAAAGUUGUGGGGUUUGCAGAAUGGUCCGGCUGGUCGGGUCGGCGGGCGAAGAAUCGGUGGCGUCAAGCAACGAUAGCCGACGAGCACAUCGGAGAGUUACGAAGGAAUGCGGUGUUAAUAAUAAGAUUUAUAUAGGGAAGCCGUUGUUGUUUGCCGAGUAA
Messenger RNA from Hibiscus syriacus, 702 nucleotides. RefSeq lists its product as uncharacterized. The transcript has a single exon. The record is from RefSeq and is a predicted model, not a curated record. Bases 1 to 702 code for a protein of 233 amino acids. Lineage: Eukaryota; Viridiplantae; Streptophyta; Magnoliopsida; Malvales; Malvaceae.